This is a messenger RNA of Rhizophagus irregularis DAOM 181602=DAOM 197198, 411 nucleotides long. NCBI's taxonomy places the organism in Eukaryota, Fungi, Glomeromycota, Glomeromycetes, Glomerales, Glomeraceae. The record is from RefSeq and is a predicted model, not a curated record.
AUGGAAGACUCUUCGGAGGAAGAGAAGGAAGAGAGAGAUGAGGUAGACACGAAACGAAUUGUCGCGAGAAAAAAUCAGUUACAAAGAGUAAAGUCCAUGAACCAUCCGAUGAAGAAGAAAUAUGACAAGAACGGAACUGCCAACGUGGAGCGUGUGCAAAACAUUUGGAAUUUUUCUUGCUCAACAAAUUUUGAUGCUGAACUUCAUAUUUAUAUCAAAAAGCGUGAUUUUGAUUUAAAUUUUGACAAACAUAGCGUGAAGAAAUUACUACCCACUACCUUGUUUCUCUCUAAAUACGCUGAACAUUUUAUUGAACCAAUAAGUCGAAAUAGCUGGAUUUCUAUAUCUGAAGAAAAGUUACCGGAAAUAUUUCAUAAAUUUGAAUUAAUUGGUUGGCAAAUGGUAGAUUGA